UUCCGAAUCAAUCGUCAAACCGACCCGAAACGUCAAUUCUCAAUUGAUCAGUCCGGUUCGUUGCGAGUGGCACAAAGUUUGGAUCGAGAGGAUAUCAGUCGCUACAAUCUCAUUGUAGAAGCGUUCGAUCCUGUCGGUAAUGUUGGCUCACAGCGUAUCGAUAUCUAUGUGCAAGAUGUCAACGACAACGCACCCAUUCCGUAUACCGUUCCGAAUCCAUGCGUUUUCAUGGAGAACACCGAUCCGUCACAACAACCCAAAUGCGAAAUCUACGCUCACGAUCCAGACACAGCUGAAUAUGGUCCUCCAUUCCAAAUGACGCUCGCACAGAAUUUCAAGUAUGGCAAAUACUUGAGUGUUGUCUUUGAUCCAAGUGGUGAUAACGGUAAUGGAUCGAUGAUAGUGACAGCGAAAGAGCGCUUCGAUCGCGAGGCCGAAGUACCAGGCAAAAAGCUCGAAAUCCCGAUCAUUCUAACCGAUCGUGGUGGUCUGAGUAUCCAACGAUCCGUGUAUGUGAUCAUCGGAGAUCAAAACGACAGCCCAAUGACUGACGGCACGAUGACAAUAUUCGUGAACAGUUAUCGUGGUAAGCUGGGUAAGACAAUGAUCGGUCGUGUCUAUGUGGAGGAUAAGGAUGACUGGGAUUUGCCCGAUAAAACGUUCACGUGGGCACCCGGCAAAUCGUUACCAGGAUUUGAACUUGCAUCCAACGGAGAGAUCACAAUGGACGCCGAUAUGCCACCACGCACAUAUCAGAUGGUCGCGAAUGUAGUCGAUAAGCGCCGUAAUGAGCACGCACAGGGCACAGUGAAUGUGGUUGUGAAACUCGUACCUGAAGCCGCGUUCAUGAAUCAAGGUGGACUCCGUAUUCUGAUGGGUUCGAACGGCUUCGAGUCUACCGAUGAAUUUAUUCGUGUAGAUUCGUCUGGAUCAAGUCCGAUGAGUCGUUUUGUCCAGAAAAUGCACGACUACCUAGGUGGAUCGGCCGAGAUCGACGUCUUUUCGAUCAAGAAAGAUGUGGCCAUUCUACAAACCAUCGUUGAGGAAGUCAUUGAUGUACGUUUCUCGGCACACGGUAGUCCAUAUCGUAGUCCAGUGCUGUUGAACGGUCUUAUCGCACAAUAUCGUGACGAACUGCAAAAGGCGAUCGGUGCCACGAUCGUAUCGGCCGGUAUCGAUAUGUGCAAAUUUACGGUUUGUGAUAUGGGAUGUGAGACGAAGAAUUACGCCGAUGAGACGGGUGUUGUGGUAUCGGCGAAUCAAACCGUUAUCGUUGGAGUGAACGCGUGGUCGAACGACACGUGUACUUGUCCAGUUUUCACGCCUCCGCCGUCGUGCCAAGCUGAUUUGUGUAUGAAUGGUGGUGUGUGCCAUAAUACGUAUCCGAGAGGUUUCUUCUGUGAGUGCCGUAACAAUGCGCUGAAAGGAUUCCGAUGUCAGGGUACAACUCGAUCUUUCGAUGGUCAAGGCUACGCUUGGUUCAAGCCAAUGCCUGCAUGCACUUCGUUGAACAUGUCAUUGCAAUUCAUGACCAGGCAAGCUGAUGGUCUGCUCUUGUAUAACGGUCCGAUGGGUGCCAAUACAACAUUAGGUCAAAUCGACUAUCAAGACUAUGUGAUAGUUCGUUUGGUGUCGGGACGUGUUGAGGCCGAGUUGAUGUUCAACGGAGUUGCAGCGAAUCCGAUACAAGUGGCUGGAUCGGACAUGUUGAACGAUGGAAAAUGGCAUACCAUUUCACUUACACAAUCUGGAAAGACGAUUGAGUUAGUGGUUGAUAAUUGUUAUACGAUUGGUGCGUUGAGUGUGAUGCAAGACGGAAGUGGCUUCUUGGAUGAUUCUUCGUGUCGACGAGUGGUGACUUCUAUCGAUGACGACGAACGAUUGAAUAUCAACACACCACUUCAGGUGGGUGGCUUAGCACCGUUAUCUGGAAACGAACGGUACCCAGCGGCAGCGACGUCUCGUGUACAAAGUUUCAAGGGUUGUAUGCGUAAUUUGUUCAUAAACGGUGAGCAGUACGAUUUGGGAGUGCCGGAUUAUGUGAAUAGUCAACACUCACAAAUGGGUUGUGACUUGAAUGAGGCCGUAUGCGAUGUGAACAGCAUACAAGGUGGUUAUUGUGAGCAUGGCGAGUGUAUCGCUGAUGCUGUGUCACCCGUGCCGAAAUGUGCGUGUGAUCCGGGUUGGGGUGGUGAUCGAUGUGAUACGGAAAUACCGUGGGUUGAGUUCGGUCCGGGUGCGUUUAUUGAAUACGACGUCAAGGUGGGACUAGAGGAUAAAACAACCGAUGUGGACGUGCUCUUCCUACCGGGUAAAGCAAAUGGAGGUACCGGAGAACUGGGCUUCGGAAGCGAUGGCGACAAGUAUGUGAGCACAUCGAUUGAAACGUACAAUCCGGCUGCCAAAUUUGACCUGAGUCAAACGGGUGCCACUUCAAGCGCAUCGCUGAUACAAAUGCAAAUGAAGAAUCUCACUCUGGCCGCGAAUACUUCCUACUGGAUGCAGUUCUCGAGAAGUCCUGUCAGGUCAUCAUUGUCUGUUGAUGGUGUCUAUCAUGAAGCUGUCCCACUCGACCCAGUCAAGACUCCGUAUGAAAUCAGUAUCUCACAGCUGUUACUUGGAGCCGAAAGUGUCGGUGGCGCCAGAGGAUUUCAGGGAUGUGUGGGUACGUUCCGUUGGCAACACAUUAAUUUGCCUCUGUCGAACGGUGGCAGCUCAUCGGGCAAGGGUGCAAGUGGUCGAAACGCGGCAGCCAAGUCGAGUGAGUCGAUCAUCAGGGUGAAACAAGCACGAGGCGUGCAAACGGGCUGUUCACAACGCAAAACGUGCGCUACAGUCGGUUUUGCGUACUGUAGUGGAUCGUACGUUUGCAUGGAUUUCUGGAAGGGACCGUUCUGCACAUGUCCUCAAGGUGCCCAGGCGCUACUGGGACCGGAUGGUCAGCUGGCCGGAUGUGGUGCCACAUUGGCGGUCAGCAGUUUGGGCAUCUCAAGUCCAGCUGUCAUCCUCAUACUCGUUUGCCUUAUUCUAUUGAUAUUAUUGGUGAUGCUAAUGGUCGUGUACACUCGUCGACAAACGCCACCGUUCGAACCGGUCAGACCCGAGGAUCUGAAUCGAGAUAAUUUGCGACCGUACGAUGUGGAAGGAGGCGGUGAGGCAGAUAAUGACCAAUACAAUAUCAACAAUCUGCGCAAACCGGUCAUGCCUAUCGAAGGCAACGGUAUCACUGAUUACCCGCCGUAUCCAGCACACCACCAGAAAACCACACCACCUGUUGAUGACAAACUGAAAAACCGAAUAAAUUCAUUAGAAGCAGACCCAGACGCUACGGCUCCAUACGAUGAGCUGCGAAUAUAUGACGACGAAGGCGAUAAUGUAUCUCGAGUAACAUUAGAAUCGCUGGAAUCAGCUGAUGACAAUGGAACUGCGGGUAAUCUCAAUGAAGAGGUGAGUGAAUGA
Messenger RNA from Anisakis simplex (herring worm), 3459 nucleotides. NCBI's taxonomy places the organism in Eukaryota, Metazoa, Nematoda, Chromadorea, Rhabditida, Anisakidae. The record is from the annotation of a GenBank genome assembly.